Sphenostylis stenocarpa is the source of this 1671-nucleotide messenger RNA. Lineage: Eukaryota; Viridiplantae; Streptophyta; Magnoliopsida; Fabales; Fabaceae. The record is from the annotation of a GenBank genome assembly.
AUGAAGCUGUCUGGGCUUACAGAUUUGGACAAAGAGGCUCUGGGUUUGGUUGUCAAGGCUGCAGCUGUUAUGGAUGACAUUUUUCAUCUACAGUCAUGGUACAGUAAUCCAGCUCUUAGAGAUUGGUUGAAGGAGCAUGCUGAUACAUCAGAGUUAAAUAAGUUGAAAUGGUCCUAUUAUCAGAUUAACAAGAGCCCAUGGUCUUGCCUUGAUGAAGAUGAGGCAUUUUUGACAACUGCAGAUUCAGCAGUAAGGUUGUUCAGUAAUGCAACUAGGAUAGUAAGAGAUUGGAAGGGUGUGGAAUAUAAAGCAGCAUUUCCCAUGCUGAAACCUGCUGGUGCUAAUUUCUAUCCACCAGACAUGGACAAAAUGGAGUUUGAAUUAUGGAUGGACAGUCUAGAAAAGGAUGAACAGAAAGAGGCAACAGGAUUCUUCAGUGUUAUUAAAAGGCACAGUGAAUUUAUUUUAGAUUCUCAUCAAUCUGAUAACAAAGCAGGUUCUCAUGAUCUAUAUAUAAUUCCUUACUGUGAAGAGUACCAGUCUCUUCUUGCAAAUGCUGCUGAUUUAUUGCAUAAAGCUGGGGACAUUACCAACUCUCCAAGUUUGAAGAGGCUGCUACAUAGCAAGGCUGAUGCUUUCCUUUCAAAUGAUUAUUAUGACUCAGAUAUAGCUUGGAUGGAAUUGGACUCUAAAUUCGAUGUCACUAUUGGGCCAUAUGAAACUUAUGAGGAUAAACUUUUUGGAUAUAAGGCUACCUUUGAAGCAUACGUUGGAAUCAGGGACGAUGAAGCAUCAGCUCAAUUGAAACUCUUUGGUGAUAAUCUGCAGCUUCUGGAGCAAAAUCUCCCUAUGGACAGUGCAUACAAAUCAAAAGAUGUGAAGGCAGCACCUAUCCGUGUUAUCCAACUUCUAUAUAAUGCAGGGGAUGUCAAGGGACCACAAACUCUUGCUUUCAAUCUACCAAAUGACGAGUGUAUUGUGAAAGACCGGGGAUCAUCAAUGGUCAUGCUUAAGAAUGUUUCAGAGGCCAAGUUCAAGCAUAUUCUUCUUCCUAUAGCUGCUGCCUGUGUAGCAGAGGAGCAACAAGAACAUGUAGAUUUUGAAUCAUUCUUCACUUUCACAAUUUGCCAUGAAUGCUGCCAUGGAAUUGGACCGCAUACCAUAAUACUUCCAAAUGGCCAAAAAUCUACUGUCAGAUUGGAAUUACAAGAACUUCACUCAGCUCUGGAAGAAGCAAAAGCUGAUAUAGUUGGCCUUUGGGCAUUGAGGUUUUUAAUCUCCCAGGAUUUUCUUUCUGAAAGUUUAUUGAAGUCAAUGUAUGUUUCUUUUCUUGCUGGAUGCUUCCGUUCAGUACGUUUUGGUUUAGAGGAAGCUCAUGGAAAAGGACAAGCAUUGCAGUUCAACUGGUUAUACGAGAAAGGAGCCUUUGUCUGGAAUUCUGAAAGCAAAAUUUCGGUUGAUUUUACCAAGAUUGAAGAAGCAGUUGAAAGCUUGAGUAGGGAGAUACUCACCAUACAAGCCAAAGGUGAUAAAGAGGCUGCUGGUUUACUUCUCCAGAAAUACUGUGUGUUGACCGAACCACUGAAAGUUGCUCUAAAAAACUUGGAAAAUAUUCAGGUUCCUGUUGAUGUAACACCUACCUUUCCCAUUGCCAGCAAAAUACUACAAUGA